Molecule: messenger RNA, 2529 nt
Organism: Trichoderma atroviride IMI 206040
Lineage: Eukaryota; Fungi; Ascomycota; Sordariomycetes; Hypocreales; Hypocreaceae
Biological process (GO): regulation of transcription by RNA polymerase II
Molecular function (GO): DNA-binding transcription factor activity, RNA polymerase II-specific; RNA polymerase II transcription regulatory region sequence-specific DNA binding
Source: RefSeq, a predicted model, not a curated record
AUGGGUCUGAUUUUGCAUACCCGAAGCAAGAAUAUGCAUCGGAUCACUGCAUCGGCGCCUCUGAACACUCCCCCUCCUACGCGGACGCGCAAAAUCUUAGGAUGCUCGUACCUACUUGGCUUGCUCUACUGCUACCCGCAGCAGAGCUUUCUCGUUCUCAUCGUCCAUCACCCUUCUCAGCUGGAUAGAUGGAAAGAAUGCCAUAGACAUGCGGCUUUUCGAAUCAAGAAGCUUCCAAGCUGCAUAUCUGCUUGCCCACCCCAUCCUCCUUCAUCAGGUACCAGAUAUUACGAGUACCUCCUCUGGCCUCUGACAAGAUCUGGAGCUUACAGGCUUUGGGAAAAGUCGGCCACCCUACCAGCAUCUGGAGAGGACCCAGCACCUCAUACCUUUUCCGGUCUACAAUAUUUUCGAACAGAAGGAACAAGUCAAACAGUAACACCUGCUACUAUUGUCGGUUACCACGGAGUAUCUAUCAACAACUCACCUUCAGACUCUGAACAUAGCCACUGGUCCUUUGGCAAAUACUUCCCUCCCUCUGGCAAAGUACCAACCAGUUCACGCAUGUCAGACCCGUACGACGCCUCGACUUCAGCUCAGCCAGACUGGCAAGGGCAGUAUCCCUAUCUGCCGCAACCCACCGGGUCGGUCUAUACUCAAUCUUCAGAAUCGAACCAUGCCAGCUCGGGAGUAUUCCAGCCACAGCCCGUGGUAGGGAACGGGACUCUUCGGCUGGAAGCCCAGACUGAUAGACAACCGGCGCUGCCAUCUGAUUCACGCCAUAACAUUUAUCGUGUAGGAGCAGAGGACACCACUUAUCCUUCCCGAGCGGCAGAACCAUCAGAGAGAAAGGAUGAAGCGAGAGGCAUGAAGACGGCUUCGCUUCUGCUAGACGAAUCGCUCACGCCUGGUAGAGAUGCUACUAGACUCCCCGCGCCUUCGAACCAUAUCAAUGCAGCAACGGCCAUGUCCAAAAAUUUAGGCAACCCUUCAAAUACGUUUAGACCAGAUGAUCAAUCCAUGGCAGUGCCGAGUGACGAUGCGGAGGAUGCUUUGCUUGAUGAGGACAUGGCGGAGGAAGAAACAGAUUCGCUACUGCAAACUACAGCAGAACGAGUGGCGGCCCGCCGGAAGAUGAAGCGCUUUAGACUUACCCAUCAACAAACGAGAUUCCUAACGAGCGAGUUCGCAAAGCAGCCUCAUCCUGAUGCUGCGCAUCGGGAGCGACUGUCUAGAGAAAUACCCGGAUUGAGCCCUAGACAGGUGCAAGUGUGGUUUCAAAACAGACGUGCGAAGAUUAAAAGGCUCAAUGCCGAUGAUCGUGACCGAAUGAUUAAAAUGAGGGCUGUUCCGGAUGAUUUUGAUAACGUGCAGGCUUUGCACUCACCAUACGGCGCGGUUCAUGGAAUGCCUCUGCCAUUAGCGCAACCAGUUGAUUUUUCGCACGCUCAGUAUUCGAAUGGAUCGAUAAUGAGGCCUCUAAUGGUGGAUGUUCGGCGUGGUCAAGAUGCACCAGAGCAUAUGUCACCAACCGGACUAACCCCAUCGUUUGGCAGUAUCGGAUUUCAUGCUCCGAAUGCAGUGAAUUCGUCUGGAGUAAUGUCACCAAUAUCACCACACACGACUGACCGCUACCCUCCACACGGAAGUGCCGGGCCUCACGGAUCUCUGGAAGCGCAUCGUCAUGCAAUUAGGCCACUUCAAGGCUUUCACGGUCGAGAGUCAACGAGACCAAGGUCUGAAUCGUUACAAUCGUAUUAUAUGUAUUCAGGUCCGAAUGCACACUCCAGUGCAGCUGAUAGACCUCACUUGGUCUAUCAGUCAAAUCAAGUAAACCAUACAUCUAGCAACGCGGGGAGUGUUGAUCGGAGUCCUUACACGACUCAAGGCAAUAACAACGCACAACCAUCGCCGACGGCAUUAAGCUAUCCGAACUAUCAACAGACUCCAGAGAAUGGGUCUCGACUUCGAGCCGCCUCAGCUUCUUUGCCACUAAACACGACAGACCAAUAUCGACCGAUUCACUCUCCUCAGCCAAAUGGCCAUCGAUUAACCGGACCUUCAUCGCAAUAUGGAGCCUCUGCAACAUAUCAGGCCAGCUACGGAGCUGCGCCUUUAACAGCUCCACUGACGCCUUCUCUGGCAGGUCCACUGUCACGAGCGUCGGGUGGCCAACCAAACGCAAGAAGCUAUCAAGAUCAUACAGGAACAACUGAAUUCUCUCAAACUGUGCCGAGCGGCGUGAAUGGCCAAGAUACUCGAACUGAAGCAAGAAGCAUGUAUACCAGUGGAGCAGCUGAUUAUGCAGAUCACCAGCAUCGAGGAAUGGCCAAGGAAACGAAGCCAAGUCUAUACCACAACACCAAUUUCAAAGAUCACAAUUGUGAAGUUACGUGGAUGUCUACAACCAGAAGCAAUAAGAAGGACAGAUCGGUUUUGCGAAAGGGGAGCGAUUAUGAUGCAUUUGCAUUUGAUUUGGCUAGCGGUAGCAUGGAUGAGGUCAACGUUGCCCAUCCCCAUUUAACUUGA